UUACGUUUGCGCGUUGGCGUCAUUCCGCCUUGCUCGCCGGAAGGAAGCAGGGGAUUGUGGGAUCGCCGCUGACAGAAAGCCUUCCGUUACCAUCCCCGCUCUCUCGCUGUCAGCCAGUCCCCGCCAUGUCCGGCUACGCCGUCUCAGGCUUCUUCUCCGGCCCGGAGCUCCUGGAGGACCCGGCCCACGCCGCGGCCCUGCUGGCCCAGCUCAAAGCCUUCUACGACGCCCGGCUGCUGUGCGAUGUCACCAUCCGGGUGCUGGGAGGAGGGGGCAGCCCGGCGGAGCCCGGGGGCGGGGGGCCCGACAGCGGCCGCAGCUUCAACUGUAACCGCAACGUGCUGUCCGCCGCCUGCCCCUACUUCAAGAGCAUGUUCACGGGCGGCCUGUACGAGAGCAAGCAGCAGCAGGUCACCCUGCACGACAUGGACCCCGAGGCCAUGGCCCUCAUCAUCGACUACUGCUACACCGGCCGCGUCACCGUCACCGAGAGCAACGUGCAGCGCCUGUACGCCGCCGCCGACAUGCUGCAGCUGGAGUACAUGCGGCAGGCCUGCGCCGGCUACCUGGCCCGCCGCCUCGACCUGCACAACUGCGCCAGCAUCCUGCGCUUUGCCGAUGCCUUCGACCACCCGGAGCUGCGCUCCCGCUCCCUGGCCUUCAUGGCCCGCCACUUCGAGCAGCUGGCGGUGGGGGAUGAGCUGUGCGAGCUGAGCCUGGCCCAAUUCAAGGAGGUGCUGACCAUGGACAACCUGGACGUGUGCAGUGAGAGGGUGGUGUGCAGUGCUGCUCUGCGCUGGAUGGAGGCCAACCCCAAGGAGAGGGCUGGUGGCUUCCUGGAGAUCCUACGCUGUGUGCGCUGGCAACACUUCACCGACAAAGACCAAGUCUUUCUGGAAGGACUAAGGUCCAAGCCGUGCCUGCGCAAAAACUGCCUGCAGUACCUGGAUGCCGUGCUGCAGGAGAAAGAUGGCAAGUUUGCCAUAUCCGCCUUGUCUUGUCAGGAGGGAAGCCCGCUGCGUAGGAUUGGCAUGCUCGCUAAGGAGAUGGUAAUUUUCUUUGGCCAUCGAAAGGAGCCGUUCUUGUGUUACGAUCCUUACUCGGGUGACAUAUAUACAAUGCCCUCUCCUCUCACUACUUUUGCACAUGGUAAAGCUGUGACGACUUCUGCCGUGUGCGUGUCACCUGAGAAUGACUUGUACCUUGCCACACAACCGAUGAAGCAGCUUUGGGUAUAUAGUCCUGUUCAGAACAGCUGGCAGCUGUUAGCGGAAAGACUGUUGUGUAGAGAAGGAAUGGACGUUGCUUACCUCAAUGGCUAUGUCUAUAUUGUUGGUGGUCGUGACCCAUCUACAGGUGCCAAGAUCAGAGAGGUGGAAUGCUACAGCGUGCAAAGAAACCAGUGGACAUUGGUAGCCCCACUACCUCACUCAUUCUACUCAUUUGGGCUGGUCACGGUCAAUGACCAUUUGUACGCUGUCAGCAACAAAAGGAUGCUAUGCUAUGAUCCUGCUCGCAACCAGUGGCUUAACUGUGCCUCUCUAAAACGGUGCGACUUUCAAGAAGCCUGUGUUUUUAAUGAUGAAAUUUACUGCAUAUGUGACAUCCCUGUGGUGAAAGUCUACAAUCCUUCUCGAGGAGAAUGGCGACGCAUCUGCCAAAUACCGACUGAAGGGAACACAAAUAACUACCAGAUUGUACGUCAUGGUUCAAAACUGUUGCUUAUCACCUGUACUACUGUUCAGUGGAAGAAGAACAGAGUUACUGUCCAUGAGUAUGAUGUGACAAAUGACCGCUGGCUUAAUAUUGGCACCAUGCUUGGCCUUUUGCAUUAUGACUGUGGUUCCACCUGCCUCUCUGCUCGUGUGUAUCCAUCCUGCCUGGAGCCAGGGCAGCGUUUCAUUACAGAGGAGGAUGAUGUUCGCAGUGAGUCGAGCACUGACUGGAUGGAUGGCUUCAGUGAGCUGGACUCAGAGUCUGACAGCCUCAGCUCCUUCUCAGAAGAUGAGUGGCCAAGGGUUUCAGCAAGGCAUCGGAUAUACGUAGAGGGCUCUUUUUAAUGGCUAUGCCGUAAUUUUGCUUGGCACACAAACCGUAUUUUGUAGAGGAUUUUUUUUUCUGCCGCUUUGUAUAGGUUCCUUUGACAAACUGAAAGUGAACAUGCUUCACUUGUUAAUGCAUCCCAUCAUACAAACAGCCUACACUGCUCUCCCUUUUAAAUUAAACUGUAAUAUUUUGUUUAAGAGAUGGAAAUGUGUUCUGUAUUGGGAAAAGCUUGUUUAAUAUAUUUUUCAAUGGUGCUAUUGUCUCUUUAUGAUUUAAUAUACAGAUUAGUUGUGUGGUUUGUAGAAUAGGUUUUUCUGAGCACAAGGUACAGUAUUCGUUUCAAACAUGCUGACCUUUAGGUUGCUUAGCAAAAGAGAUUAAGCACCAAUUUAUGUGUAACAAAACAAAAUCUAGAAUUCUUACAAAAAAUGUGAAUGGACAUAAACAUAUUUGCCAUAUAUAAAUGUUAAACUCAUUGUACAUAUUUGUCACUGCCUUUUGGUGUCUAACCAAAUCUAGAAGAAUUACAUUAAAAUAUUGUAGUAAUGCAGAUAUGGGCAGGAGUCUACUUAGGAUGUCAUCCCAAAACCCCAAGGACUUUAAAGCUAGCUGCAGAUUAGUGAAAUU
Molecule: messenger RNA, 2673 nt
Organism: Pelobates fuscus (common spadefoot toad)
Lineage: Eukaryota; Metazoa; Chordata; Amphibia; Anura; Pelobatidae
Gene: KBTBD7
Product: kelch repeat and BTB domain containing 7
Exons: 1
Coding region: 126-2060 (644 amino acids)
Molecular function (GO): protein binding
Source: RefSeq, a predicted model, not a curated record